CAAAGCGGCCGCCCGCGCGCGCGGACUAGCGCUGCGGUCAUCUUGCUCGCGCGCGCGCACACGCACGCGGCCGCUCAGUCCGCGCAGCAGCCGAGCGCUGAGGAGAGAGGCGGAGAGGACCGGCGCCUCCCGAGACGGCCGCAGAGCCCAGCCACCAUGAGUGAAAUUCCUAAGGACUCAUUGAAGGCCAUUCUGUUGGAGUUAGAAUGUCACUUCACAUGGAAUUUACUUAAGGAAGACAUUGAUCUGUUUGAUGUAGAAGAUACAAUUGGGCAACAGCUUGAAUUUCUUACCACAAAAUCCAGACUUACUCUUUAUAACCUGUUGGCCUAUGUGAAACACCUAAAGGGCCAAAAUAAAGAUGCUCUAGAGUGCUUGAAACAAGCAGAAGAAAUAAUACAGCGAGAACACUCGGACAAAGAAGAAGUACGAAGUCUGGUCACUUGGGGAAACUACGCCUGGGUUUAUUAUCACAUGGACGAGCUUAAAGAAGCUCAGAAGUAUAUAGACAAGGUAGGGAACGUCUGCAAGAAAUUGUCCAGUCCUUCUGACUACAAGUUGGAGCGUCCAGAGAUCGACUGUGAGAAAGGGUGGGCACUCUUGAAAUUUGGAGGAAAGUAUUACCAAAAGGCUAAAGCAGCUUUUGAGAAGGCUCUGGAAGCAGAACCAGACAAUCCGGAAUUUAACAUUGGCUAUGCCAUCACAGUGUAUCGGCUGGAUGAUUCUGACAGAGAAGGGCCUAUAAAGAGCUUUUCUCUGGGCCCCCUGCGGAAAGCUGUUACCCUGAACCCAGAUAAUUCCUAUAUUAAGGUUUUUCUGGCGCUGAAACUUCAAGAUGUACAUGCAGAAGCCGAAGGGGAAAAGUAUAUUGAAGAAAUCCUGGACCAAAUAUCAUCCCAACCUUACGUUCUUCGUUAUGCAGCCAAAUUCUAUAGGAGAAAAAAUUCCUGGGACAAAGCUCUUGAACUUUUGAAAAAGGCCUUAGAGGCGACACCAACCUCUUCUUUCCUGCAUCACCAAAUGGGACUUUGCUAUAGGGCACAAAUGAUCCAAAUCAAGAAGGCCACUCGCAACAGACCUAAAGGAAAGGAUAAACUGAAAGUUGAUGAGCUGAUUACAUCAGCUAUAUUUCAUUUCAAAGAAGCUGUGGAGCGAGAUUCUAUGUUUGCAUUUGCCUACACGGACCUGGCCAACAUGUAUGCUGAGGGAGGCCAGUAUAGCAAUGCUGAAGACAUUUUCCAGAAAGCUCUUCGUCUGGAGAACAUAACUGAUGAUCACAAACAUCAGAUCCACUACCAUUAUGGCCGCUUUCAGGAAUUUCACUGUAAAUCAGAAAAUACUGCCAUCCACCAUUAUUUAGAAGCCUUAAAGGUCAAAGACAGGUCAUCUCUGCGUACUAAACUGACAAGUGCUCUAAAGAAAUUGGCUACCAAGAGACUUGGUCACAAUGCUUCAGAUGUGCAGAGUUUAAGUGCCCUAGGGUUUGUUUACAAGCUGGAGGGAGAAAAGAGGCAAGCUGCUGAGUACUAUGAAAGGGCCCAAAAGAUAGAUCCAGAAAAUGCAGAAUUUCUUACUGCUCUCUGUGAGCUUCGACUUUCCAUUUAAAUACAUACUCCAGGAAAUUAGUUCUAAGCUUUUUUUCCUCCAUUUUGGUUUCUUAUAUUUUUGUUUAUUGCUUUAAUCCGUUGUUCAUUAUAGAGCUAAUUUUUAUUGAAUUGUUAUUUUGUACCUGGCAUCAUGCUAAAUACUUUAUAUACGUUAUGAUGAAUCUUUUUUUUUAAUUAAAAUACAAUAAUCCAUUGAGAAACAGCAAAAUUCCGGCUGUUGUAACUUUAAAAAGUAUGGUCAUUCUGACUUUAUAUUCUUUAUCUCUGCUAUUUAUAAUAAUUUUCUGAUUAGAUUUUGUGAAGUUUUCCAUAUUACUUCCUUAUGCUGCGAGUAUAAUCCUACACAAGCCUUUGACACCUAAGUCAGGAACAGUCUUUUAGGAGUGCAAAAUUAUAUUAGUUUAAGCACUUAACUAUGUAGCUUGCAAAAGACGGAAACUUCAAGUUACAGAUGUUCUGACUUUGAGGAUAUUUAACCAUCAACAUGAUAGUUACCUGAAGAAUCCUCUUUGUUGGAAGAAAAAAGUUUAUAAUAGAAGUUUGUCAUCCCUGAUGACUUCAGUAAAAGGAGAAAACACUAGAACAUGAGAAAAAAAGAUUUCCCCAUAUACAGAACUUCAGGGACCCAUGAGAAAUCCAAAGUAUUACCUCCCAAAAUAUUCAUUAAGUAGCUAGAAAUAGUGAUGAGGAAAAAAAUGAAUAAUGGAAAAUCAUUAGUUUCAAAUUUUUCUAGUUCUUUUAACUAGAAGAAUAAACCUAAAGUUAAUCUAGAUGGAAUUAAUUUUAUUCCUUCCAAUUAAAAUUGCAGUAUUUUUAGGUUAAAAUCAUUGAGAUAAAAAAGCGGACCAAUUGAGAAAUUGGGAGAAAUGAUAAACAAAUGGGUAAAGUAGAUGCCCCCAACCUACAUCCCUAGAUUACCAAGAUUUCAGUGAUUUAGUUUUGGGUCUGGACUGGUUGGAAUUCUCACCUACACAAUUUCUGGCCUUUGGUUAACUGUUUUAGUAUUACAAAGUUACUUCUAUGAAGCUUUUCCUUUUGUCUGAAGUUUUCAGAUUGACAUGUUUUCCUGUAGAUCCUCUAGGAAUAGUUAAGCCCUAUUUUCAGUUUUAAUAUCCACUUUGAAGGGUCACUGCUUAAGGGCUUUUAUCCCAGAGGACUUUUUAAAUUGGGAUGUUGCUAAAAGUGGCUUCUUUAAUGUUGUUUCCUUGAUUAUAGACUACACAAUUAUAUUUACCACCACAGUGUUAGUGGAAAAAUAUGCCAUACGAUUUAAUUCUCCGUACCUUCCUUCAAUGUAGCUCUUAAAACUACUGUAAUAUAUACUGUAUAUAUUCUCCAUACCUCCUAAAACUACUGUGUGUGUUUUUUACUUUUUGUUACUAUUUUUAUUUUUUAAAUUUCUAUUAUAGUUUUGAUUAUUAUAGAAGUAAUGAAUUCUCAUUGUAAAAUUUCAAACAAUACAGAAGUAUAUGAAUUUAAAAGAGCACUUCCUUCACCCUACCCCAAUUCCACAUGCCCAAGGUAAACUGUUAAUAACUUGAUAGGUAUCCCUCCAGAUAUUUUUUUCUCAGCAUAUUCAAACAUACAUAAAUACUGCAGUGUAUCUCAUGAGUUAAAUUUUUUUAAAUGUUUGUUUUA
Molecule: messenger RNA, 3245 nt
Organism: Balaenoptera musculus (blue whale)
Lineage: Eukaryota; Metazoa; Chordata; Mammalia; Artiodactyla; Balaenopteridae
Gene: IFIT5
Product: interferon induced protein with tetratricopeptide repeats 5
Exons: 2
Coding region: 157-1605 (482 amino acids)
Biological process (GO): defense response to virus
Cellular component (GO): cytosol
Molecular function (GO): protein binding; RNA binding
Source: RefSeq, a predicted model, not a curated record